ACCCGCCUGUUCAGUCACCACCCUCGAUUCGUAUCCCCUCCCCCUCACAAUCUCCACCCUUCGGCCUCCCUCUUUUGUCUAUUCUUGUCUUUGUAUCAUCUUCAGAGGUCGGGUACGCCGGUAUACAGUGCGGGUUUCUUUAUGUAACGAAUGCUACGCGACAUCGUUCUUGUCGUUUGCUGACCUGACAGGGAGGAAAUGCGCCUCAGGUUGUCACACCCUGAUUUCUAGGGAGCAGUUGCCCCCACCUAUACACACCCCAGGCACAGCCAAGUAUGACACUACAGCGUAAAGGAGAGCAUGUUACACAAUGCUACACAUUGAUAAACGCAUCGAUGUAAGAACAACGGCAAAAGCAUCGUGAUAGACGCGCAUGUAUUCUUCCGGAUCGGCUCGGGCACCUCUCCCCACAGAGACAUGGAUGCUUACCUCUUCCUACUGUGGAUAGCGAGCGCCGCAAGAGUCAUCAAUAGAUCUUCAGGGAUUCCAGCUUCUCCUUUCACUCUGGAGGUUAAAGAUGCAGCACAAUAUUUCAGAUUACAACAUACAGUGCCUGAUGAAGAAUCUGUGAUCUCUUCACAAAGUGAUCUGCACAAAGAGACUUUCUUGGUAACCCGUCUUGGAAAUAAAGAGCCACAUGUACGUGCAUCGUUUCAGCAUGUACAAAAACAAGAGCAUGUACCAUGGGAUGUAAUAGGAGCCCAAGGUAAAGGUAUUCGCGGAGAGGUGAUUAAGGGAGAAGUAACCCCUUCUGACCCUGUUACACAGGUUUUAUUUCAUCGGACAGGGGCUGACUUGCACUCAAAAGUAUCCCAGAACCAAUGUGUAAGUGUGCAAGCAGUACAUCAUGGAGACCUCAGAGUUCAAGGAUUUUGUAGAAUUGAGACUUCCCUUGAUGUGUGUAUUGUGGAGCUUCACUUUUCUUCUUCCUGGUUUUCUCUUGCGUCCCUCCCUGUAAAUGUGACCCUGAAUUAUUCUGCAUCUGAAGAAUGCAAAUAUUAUGAAGAAAGAUCAGAGAUUGCUGGGAUGGUUCAUCUUGUGGGUGUGAACACACCAAAAGUUCAGCGGCUUAGUGUUGGGGACUUUAUGACAAUUACUUUACCUGACAAGACUUUGUUACCUGGAGAGGUAUUUACGGCAUCAAUAAGCCUCCUGCAAAACUGGACACAACCUAUCUUUAGCCUUAGGGUACGAUGCCGUACUGGAUUGGAGCUUCUCUUUGCUCGGUCUGCUGCUCCAAAUACUUGGGCAAUAAAAACGGAGACACAGAAAGGAGCUAAACAUCACACCAUUAUAGGACACUUUACUCAAAGAGGAUCUUUAGAGCGCAGGACUUAUCCAGUUGUUGCUCUCUUGGAUUUUCUUGUUGGUAAUGUUUCUGUAGGUUCUGCUGUUUCACGAAGAAUCAUGUUUCAGCUGGAUGGACCUGGAGCAAGUGCAGCUUCAGCAGGUUUUCGGGGCAGUGCUGAAGUGUUGGUAUCUGAUCGUGAUCUUAGAGCAAUUAUCCCACUAGUGAAGUCAAAUGAGAUUUUAAACACAGCCCUUCUAACUGGCAUUUCUCAGAAAAUCCCAGUGAGAGUGCUGGCUUUGGAAGCUGGUGGACAUGUGGUUGAUGUUACCAAACAGGCGGGUUGUGAAACUCCGAGCGCACAGAUUGUUCAGGUGUCAGAUGGCUGUGAUUUUCUGUUUGUUGGUGGUAAGGAAACUCAGGGGGCUGUGGAUGUGAAGGUGGAGUUUUGGUUAGAACGUCUACGUUCCUCUCUUUCUCUGUCUCUUUGGGUACCUCUGCUUCCAUUGAGAGUCGAGGUGUCAGACACAAAUUUGCAACGUUUGCCAAGUUCAAAAUCUGUUGGCUACUCUCAAGAUGAAAAUGAUGGAGAACGCAAAGUUGCUUCAGAUCGCAAUAGCCAGAGCUGUCGGGCUCAGUAUCAAAGAGCUCAAGUACGCUUUCUUGCCCACUUUGUGGCUCAUUCCCUGGAUGGUAGUCAUCAGCUGAUCUACUUCAUGGGUAGCGAUUGGCUUUUGGAUGUGUCUCCUUUAAUAAGAAGCCAAGCUGUCGUCAGAGAUCUACGUAUAGCACGUCUAGAGGAGGAAGGGAGUGUUCUUAUUGGCCAGCAGCCUGGGGUUACAUCUGUUGAGGUACGAUCUCCACUCUCGCACUCCAUCCUAGGAGAGCAAACAAUCUUUGUCUCUUCGGAAACCGUUUCCAUUCUGGAACUGCAUUCACACUUGGUUUGGGGCAUAAAUCUCAGUGUGAUCCCGUCUUCCACCAGACAUCCUGGAGUUUUUACAGUUUUGUGUCAGUCUCAAGAGGUGGCAGUUAUUCCUAAACAGGAAUCUGUUAUGUCUGUAUGGUUGAUGUUCAGUGACAUGUCAGCUGCACCAUUAACCCUCUACGAUCCUCUGGAAUUAUCAUUAUCGGUUGUAUCAUCAGAUGACCAUAUUUUAUCAGUUCAUCAACCGGUGGUGUCAGCACACUCUUGGUCCUUGCCUGUAUUAAUUUUUGAGAGUCCAGGUGAAGGGCCCCUGCUGCGUACUUCUCUUUACUUGCCAGAGCGAUGCAGAAGAGAUUCUUCAGGACUGCUUAGUGCUGGCUAUGUCCGGAUUAUAUUCCCAAGAAAUGUAACCCAUGGUGGUGAAUAUCCUGGAAAUGACAUAUUACAGAGUGACAGUGAUCUGACUUCUAAGGAUAGUAAUACAGUCUUAUCUGUCAACAAUGUUAUUCCUGGCACAAGUGACAUAAUACUAAGAAGUGACAACACAGUCUCUGAAGAUGAAAAAUCUCUUUCUGGCGUUGAUGAUAUUGUCACAACCCGUUGGGGAAUACCUGGCUUAGAAGAAGGACUCUAUGGGCUUCUAGCCCUUUUCUCUUUGCUAACCCUCCUGUUUUUUAUUAGUUGUCUGACUUUUAUAAGGAGACACAGAAAAAAAUCUGCACCAGAAGGUCCUGGGAAUCCUGAGGCACCAAACUGGGUAUGGCUGGAUGGGCAUGAAGCUAAUGGACCAAGAUCCCAGGGAGCAGUAAGGGAAGAAGAGGAAGAAAGAGAACAGUGGGAAGGAAGAGAGACAGGACCACAAAGCCUCACCAGUACAUUCCACCCAGUGAGAAAUUCAGAAGGGCCUGAGACUACUAGUGGUCAUAACUCUCAGGUUGGCUCAUUAUCUACACCUGCAAGCCACUCUAGAGCCUGCUUGGAAGCUAAAAAGCCAGGAUUGCCUUCUUUAAAAUCGAUAAUACCACAAGAAGAUAGAAAAAUAGAAAGAGGACCCGAUGAUCCCACUGUGCGCUCCAUUUUGGUAGCCAGUGAGGAAGAUAUCAUGUGGGUAUGCAAAGACAUGGGUAUGAGGGAACCUCAGGAAAUCCUAAGCUAUAUGGAAAGAAUCAGAAGUGAAACAACUCAUCCCGGAGAAAAGAGGAGAGAGGUUACACAGGGUAUAGGAAAUAAUGUAGCAGGCACAAGUGUUAAAAGAUUGACCUAAUUUCAACAAUGUAAAGUAUGGUAGUAAGAAAAAACUUAAAGUUAAGAAAUAUUAAUGCCCUGAGAUAAUCGACCUUCUUUAGACUCUGGUAGUAGCAUAUGUAUUUUCCAUUCCAUUGUUAUGGUAUGAGAUGUCCUAGUGUUAUUCAGCAAAUAACCUUGAGGGUCCUGAAACAAACCAUAGUUAUAGUAUUCAUAACUGGAAAAGUUAAGUAUUAAAACACUCACACGCACAUUUUUAUGAACUCUCAUAUGCUGAAGAUUUGCAUUCUCUAUUUUUGCAAGAAUGAGGAACAGUGAAAUAUACACAUGAUCAAUACAGGGAUCUCCAAACGUUUUAGUACAAGGGUCACAUCAUAUAUUUUACAGAAGUUUGAAUAAUAAUUAAAUUAAUAAAUAAGGCUCCUUUCAGCCGGACGAACGCGUCUGCUCAGUGGGGAAUCUGUCUGCUGAUCCCCGCUGAGCAGGUGGAUGACAGGUCCGUGUCUGCUCCGCUCCACAGCCCACUUUCCUCUGUGGGUGGCCUGUCCAUUUCCAUCCAACUGUCAUCAGAUCUGCCAGAUGGAUUGGGACUAGUUUCCCCAUCUGUCUGAUUUUAGCAGAUCGGAUGUUGACGUGUUGAAUGUUGGGGGUGAGGUUGGAGGAGAGAAUCUUCAGUGUCCUCACUUACAUCGGUAUCCCCAUCAGAGCCCUCCUUACAUCCUAGUCUGCCCUUACAUCGGGGUCCCCCUUAGCUCUGUAAUUCAGGUUAUAGUACAUAGUAAGUAGGAGAAAUCUAUGCUGGUGCUGGUGCUGGUUACAGCAUUGGUGGGGGAGAUCAGGGUGCUUUUGGGGGGAGGCAAGGACUGUGCACAUCAGUUGUUGGGUGGAGGGGGAGUGUAGACUGUGAACAUCAGCUGUCAGAUAAGGAAUCUCCAUACUUCAGGCCGCUACAAGAUUUUAUCUAAUAGAACACUUUUUUAGUGUUGUUAAAUUUGGUGGUUUUAUACAGAAAAAACAUAAACUCUUGCCAGCGCUUCAAAUUGGAAAGGCCCUCAAGAAAGUCUGACAAUGUACACUCGGAGCAGACUCCUUUUGAAUGUAGUCUAUGAGGACAGAUUAUCCACCACUGAGGUCCUCCAAAUCGCACACCACAUGGGCCUUGCUGCCCACUUCAAGUCAGGGAAAACCAACACCGAAAUGCAAACAGAAGAAGGUGCACCGGCCCAGUGUAACAAUGUACAAACUCUUUAUUAGAUAAAAACAAUUAUUUCAAUGUACUCACAAAAGUACACAAAUCCCAGUACGCCACUGGAACCGUGUCCAUUCAUAGGGACGCACCUUAUGCGUUUCAAGGUCUAUGCCCUCUUCUUUGAGCUCUGCUUUCUUCUCAUUAUUGGUGAUUUUAUUUAAAGAAAUCAUGUUGCUACAAUAUUACAUCUACCUUAAACAAAAAAAAUAGUAAAACAUUUGUAGAUGAGCAAAAAAAAGGUAAAACAUCCCCCUUUACAUCAGCCUGUCCAUUGGCAUUCCCCCUGACAACUUGCCCCAGGUUCUCCAUCAGAGUCUCCACUUACAUCAGGGUUCCCUUACAUCCCUUGCAUUAUGCAUGGUUCACACUUUGGCAGGUGGUUGUGGGUGUGGGAAUCACAUCUGUUCCCGCACCCAAAGACAAAAUGUGCUGCUCUUCAUUCUUAAUGGCACCCCCACGCAUCUCAACCCACAGCGUGUUUGCAGAUGUGGGAACCGCAGCAAAAUGGCAUGGUGCUUUUGUGGCCACAUUUUUAAAGAUGUGCAAGCACCUUUUUCAUGCAGGAAACACAGCCACAGCAGCCGAUUCAAAUAAAUGGGGCUUCCGUGCCCAUGCAAACUCGGGCCACAAACCUGCAAGAGAGUGAACCAGGUCUUACAUCAGGGUCCCCAUAAGAUUGCGUAAUUAGUUUCUACAGUUUGGAGACCCCUGAUCUAAUAGAACAAAUAUAAUCUCAUAAGACCUUUUUGAUGUUGUUUAGCUGGUGAUUUUUUUUAAAGAAGUCAUUCUGACACAAUUGUACUACUACAAUAAUCAUAAGAAAGUAGAUCAGUGAAAGAAAAAAAAGAGCCCCCCUUAGAUCAGAUUCCCCCUUACAACAGGAUCCCCCUUACAUUAGGGUCCUAUCCGAGUCUUCUUUUACAUUGGGGUCCCCAUCAAAGCCCCUCUUACAUCAAAGUUCCUCCUUACAUUGGGGUCCCUCUUAGAUUUAUAAUUAGGCCUACACACUGUAGAAGCAAGACGGGAGCCAUUGGCUCCCACGGCUGUGUCUCAGCCAGUGAGGAGGUAGAGAGCUAGCAGAGCAGCAGCUCUCAUACACAUCGCUGAAGGUAUUAGAGGGAAUCUGGGGGGCAAGCUGCACACAGAAGGUUUUUUACCUUCUUGCGCAGAGUCUUUAGAAACACUUUAAGCAAAAAAAUCAUACUACAAUAUUUGUAGAUGGCAAAAAAGAUAAAAAGUGGGACUGCAAAAUAAUAUUAGUCUUAAAGGGGUUGCAUAUGCAUUAGGAUGGAAAACCUUCUGUGUGCAGCAGCCCCCCUCCAGCACCCCCUAAUACUUGAGACCCAUCUCUCUCCAGCUAUGUCCAUGAGUUCCUCAGCCAUCCAGGACGCUCCGCCUGAUUGGCUGAGACACGCCAUUGGCUCCUGCUACUGUCAAUCAAAGUCAAUUAAACAAUCAGGAGAGAGAAGGGG
Messenger RNA from Rana temporaria (common frog), 6182 nucleotides. RefSeq names its product transmembrane protein 132A-like. The record is from RefSeq and is a predicted model, not a curated record. NCBI's taxonomy places the organism in Eukaryota, Metazoa, Chordata, Amphibia, Anura, Ranidae. The coding region runs from base 418 to 3480 and encodes 1020 amino acids. The transcript is spliced from 11 exons.